Stereum hirsutum FP-91666 SS1 is the source of this 441-nucleotide messenger RNA. Its product is annotated as fungal pheromone STE3G-protein-coupled receptor. Gene Ontology annotation, molecular function: mating-type factor pheromone receptor activity. The record is from RefSeq and is a predicted model, not a curated record. NCBI's taxonomy places the organism in Eukaryota, Fungi, Basidiomycota, Agaricomycetes, Russulales, Stereaceae. The transcript has 3 exons. Gene Ontology annotation, biological process: G protein-coupled receptor signaling pathway. Gene Ontology annotation, cellular component: membrane. The annotation marks the transcript as partial.
UUCAUAUUCUGGAUUGUUAUUCUCAACCUCAUCUACAUCGUGAACACCAUCAUUUGGGCAGGCAAUGUGAACAUCGUUGCCUCGGGGUGGUGCGAUAUAUCAUCAAAGAUCCUUGUUGGGUGGCCGACAGCGCUCUCCGCAUAUUGUCUCUGUUUUUCUAUGCAACUCCACGACCUGACUCGCGGUUUGGAUAGAGACAACGCGAGAAGCAAGCGCCUGAGGCAGUUUCGCGGAUGUGCUCUAUGCCUCGGUCUUCCUAUCCUGGUUAUGCUAAUUCACAUCGCGUUCCAAACACAUCGUUUCGACAUUAACGAGGACUUCGGCUGCUUUCCUUCUAUCUUUGUCACCUGGUUGUCUGUCGUUCUUCUUUGGUGCCCUCCAAUGGUCAUGGCCCUGUUGGCAAUGUUCUAUGCCGGUGCGUCCCACGCAAUACAUCUCUUG